Zootermopsis nevadensis is the source of this 4040-nucleotide messenger RNA. RefSeq names its product receptor-type tyrosine-protein phosphatase F-like. Gene Ontology annotation, molecular function: protein binding. The record is from RefSeq and is a predicted model, not a curated record. Lineage: Eukaryota; Metazoa; Arthropoda; Insecta; Blattodea; Termopsidae.
AGACCUAGGCUGCGCAUGUCAGUGGCUUCUGCAUCAUUUGAAUUGCACUCUUGAAGAUCGUCAAACGUUGGUCAGAAUUGUGUUGCGGUGGUUGGAAGAAGCUAUAUGGUCCACUUGGUCGAAACUCCAGGCUAUGAAAAGUAUAUAUAAUAGGGCUACACGUUGUUAAGGUGUUCAAGAUGCAGAGUAGUAGGCACAGUUUCGUGCUCGGUGUCCUUGUGAUGUUUGUUUUUGGUGGAAGUGUAGCAGAAGUUUAUGAUGUCACAACCAUAUACAAAUUUUAUGUACCACACUAUAAUUCAAGCUAUGAAGAUUACACUGGACAAGAUUUUCCUGAUUUCAUGUCAGUGAACCGGAGUGGACGUGUUGAAGUACAUGCUAUGACAAAUGCUAGGGGGUUGCCUGUUCUCUUGAGUAAUAAUACAUCAAUAAAUUAUUUUAUUGGAAAUGAUGUUGUUGAGUGUACGUCUUUGUAUGGAGGUUGUACAUGGACUAUGAGUAACUGGACAAAAGGUGCAGGACACAAUUUACCUCUCAUUCUUCAAGAAAAAAGCUUUGCAGAGUAUACCAAGAAUAACAUCAGUAUACUCCAUUUUUUUCAUGGUAAUGAUUUAAAUUUUACAUAUCAAGCUCAAAGUCAAGGAUCAAGAAAUGAGUUGAACAUUUUCUUAAUGGUGAAUAAUGAUAUUUCAUCAGGUGAUAUGUAUUAUAUUAAAAUUAAUAUGGAGCUGUAUAACUACAGAUAUGGAUAUGGAUAUGGGCAUAGACAUCGUUGGGAUGUGUACCUUUAUAAAUGCACAUUAAUCCACAGACAAGAAUAUAUUUCACUACCAGGUGGAAGUGCUCGGCGUUUGUGUAAUGUACAAGUGAAUAAAAAUGGCAUUAUGUUUGAAGACAACUUAUGUGACUUCAGCAUACACGUAUCAUCAGGGAAUUUGAAGUUCACUUCAGUAUGCAAGUCACAAGAGGAAGAUAUCUUUGACUGGACUGAUGCAGAUCCGUUGGAUAUUGUAUACUAUCAAUUUGGUUCCUCAGAUUUGAUCCAGUUUCAUGUAAAUACAGGUGAUUCUGUCACAUUGUCACUUGCAGAAGUGGAAGGAUACCUGAUGAGCCCUACUUUUGUACCACACUCAAGUAGUUUAUGUGUGUCACUCACAUACUACCUUCCAUCAACUGCAGGCAGCAGUCUGAAAUUGAGUGCACUUUGGGCUGGAGGUGACAGACUGGACUUCGAUACUAUCAAAAAUACUGGAGAAUGGAAAACACAGAGGUUUGUUGUUGAACUGCCAGCAGGAAAACAAGACAGAUUAACACAAAUAGUACUGAAAGGAAGAAAAUCGUAUGGAUCAGAUGUUUUGGUGCAACGGAUAGCUGGCUGUAAUGGAGAAGGAUUAGAAGAUAUUCUUGAGUUGUCAAAUGGAGCUACCACCAUUGAUGUCCGAAACGGUGGUUACGAUGUAGCAGUGAUGCGGUCACAAAAGAAUAAGCUUUUUUCUUUUGAAGUGACUUGCAUAAAUGGUGGAAUUUUUGAUGAGGAACGUGGUGGCUGUGUAUGUCCAUCAGGAUUUGGUGGCUCAACUUGUGAGGAAGCUUGUGGAGCAAAUAGGUUUGGUGCAGCAUGUGAGGGUUUAUGUUCCGAGACCCGUAGUGGCUGCCAAGGAAUGAUUCUGUGUCGCCCGUUGCUGGGUUGCAGUUGUCCGGCUGGGCUCAGAGGGUCCUUCUGUGACAGAGAAUGUCGCUAUAAGGAAUAUGGUGCUGGAUGCAAGCAGAAAUGUGGUCACUGUAAAGAUGAUGUUGCCUGUGACAGGUACACUGGAGAAUGUCCAUUAGGAUGUGAACCAGGAUACUACCCUCCAUUCUGCCAACAAACAUACAAGUACCUGUCAACAGCUCCAGAUGUCAAGGUCACAGAAUACCUCUGUGUCACAGUUGAAGCAAAUUUGCAGAACUGCAAAGGCAGGGGUUCCCCCAGAUUUUAUCAGUUACAAUACAAGGAAGCAAAUCAUGAUUUAUGGUUGGAACUAGAGUAUCGUCAGAUAACAUCAAAUGAAAUAACAAGAAAUAUUACUGGGUUGAAAUCUGGUAUCCGCUAUCAAGUAAGGGUUGUGCUUCUGGACAAGGAUGGUGGCAGUUACCAGGGGCCAAAUAUUUUGCCUGCAGAGAUCAUCACUAAAUGUGCAGUUCCUGAUUCUGUACAUUAUGAUCUUCAGGCUACAGAAAUUACAGAGGACAGCUUCCAGGUCACUUGGAAGAUUGUACCAGAGAGCCCCAUAUGGUGUGCUGCAAGACAGUUUGAGGUGGAACGCAAAGAGAGUUUGCGUUGGUUGAAGCAUUAUCAAGGUUCAGAAAUGACAACUACCUUCUCCAACAUGUUGCCAGGCCAGCAAUAUCAGAUCCGAGUGCAGGCAUUAACCAAUGUGGGGGAAAAGUACCCAUUUUCAUCUGUCCUCCUCACAACUACAAAGGUUGGCGUUCCUGGAAAGGUGCAUGACAUACAUUUGGUCUCCUCCACAAGUCAAGAAUUAGAGAUAAAGUGGAAACCUCCACUGAUCACAGCUGGAACAAUUCACCGGUACACAGUCUCUUAUCAGUGCAAGAAACUCCUUGCCUGCCACAGUGAGAACUGCAGCCACUCUGCUGGUCAGGUAGAAGUGAAAAAUACUUCCACUGUUCUGCGUGGUCUGUUGUCACAUGCACAGUACUCAGUCAGUGUUGUUGCUCUGUCUGGUUCCUGGGGACCUGCCAGUUACGUGCUGGCUGUCACGGAUAUGACAGUGCCUGGUGUAACACCUGCCACAAAUUUCACCUCAGCAAUAGUCCAGCGAACCAACUCAAGUUUCACCAUACAGUGGGAACCACCUCAGAAUUGCACUUAUGCCAAUGGAUACCUGUAUGAAUACCGAUAUGAAUUAGUGAGUGUUCAUAACUCCCAGCACAUCCUGGAGGGGAUGACACAUCUAACAACAGUCACCUUAACCAACCUCACACCCCACACUCAGUACAUGGUGAAGGUGUUCCUGGUGAAUUCAAAGGGUUGGAGCUCAAGUCACCCACUGGAGAUACAUGUCCAGACAAGAGCAACAACUCCAGAUCAUGUGGAACAGUUGAUGGUAUAUAAGAAAAGUCGUUGGAUGCUUGGAGUGAGGUGGGCUGCUCCAAAACACAUGUUUGGCUCACUUGAAUCCUUCAUAAUUACUUAUCAGGCAGUGGGAUUGAACACCAUGAAAUCAGUAAUAGAACCACUCUCAUGUGUAGCAUGGCCCCAUCUGUACUGCCAUACAGCCAAUAAUCUUAAACAAGAUACAGAAUACACUGUUUUGGUUCAGGCACAGAAUUCAGAAGUCGAUGAGGCUGGGGAGUCUUCAUCAGUGACAGCUGUUACCAAAGAAACAGCCCCACUGUCACCAUCUUUCAUCAGAGUUGUGUCACAGUCACAAACCAACCUCACCAUAGAGGUGGGACUUCCUGACAUGGUGAAUGGUAAGCUCAGGUCAUUCCUUGUAUAUGUGGAAGAGACAGAUUCGUUCAACUCCACGGAAUGUUGCCAGUACUUCCCUGUUCAAGAGGUGGCAGUGCAAGUUGAGAAGAGCAGUUAUAAUAUAGAAUUCACAGGUCUGCGACCAGCUUCUACUUAUGCUGUAAGUGUAUCAGCAAAGACUGUGUCGCUUGGCCCUGCUGUAAGCAUUACAGCUCACACAAGGCCACCUGUUCCAUCAAUGGAUGACAUGAUUGAGAUACCAGACAAUUCAAGUUAUUUGUCAGGCAGUCUAACGGUAUUCCUUCACCCAUCUACCAUGUACCAGGAUCUAAUCAGUGGGUGCUUACUGCUUGUGUUGCCACAGUCCAGUGAAGUUGAGAUACCAAAAACAUUAAUUUUUGAUGAGUGGUUGACUCAGGAGGUCAACAAUCGUUCAAAUGGAACAUACUAUUUUUCAGCUGAGUUUGAUCAGGUAAGUUACUUUUAUCUGUUUAUUUAUCAUCAGCAGAGAGAAGCUGUCCACUUACAGGAGGUUUACACAAUGUAAUAUAGAACAUGAAUG